This is a messenger RNA of Glarea lozoyensis ATCC 20868, 867 nucleotides long. Its product is annotated as alpha-helical ferredoxin. NCBI's taxonomy places the organism in Eukaryota, Fungi, Ascomycota, Leotiomycetes, Helotiales, Helotiaceae. Gene Ontology annotation, cellular component: mitochondrial membrane. The coding region runs from base 1 to 867 and encodes 288 amino acids. Gene Ontology annotation, molecular function: electron transfer activity; 2 iron, 2 sulfur cluster binding. The transcript has 2 exons. Gene Ontology annotation, biological process: tricarboxylic acid cycle; respiratory electron transport chain; aerobic respiration. The record is from RefSeq and is a predicted model, not a curated record.
AUGGCAUCUUUACGCACAACAUCGCGCCUUUUCAAGGCCGCACGACCAGCCUUCAAAUCUCAGAUUAGAACAAUCGCGAUCGGAAACACAAAUUCCACCGCCCAUCCAGUCGAUCCAUCAAAGACAUCCACCAUCAAGGAACCAGCCGCGGAUCCAGAUUCCAAAAUCAAGACCUUCCACAUCUACCGUUGGAAUCCGGAUGAGCCAUCCACCAAGCCUCGCAUGCAGAGUUAUACUCUUGAUCUGAACAAGACGGGUCCUAUGGUUUUGGAUGCGUUAAUUCGGAUCAAGAAUGAAGUCGAUCCUACGCUUACGUUCAGACGGAGUUGCAGAGAGGGGAUCUGUGGAAGUUGCGCGAUGAACAUUGAUGGUGUAAACACACUGGCCUGUUUGUGCCGUAUCCCAACCGACACCAAAGCCGAAUCCAAAAUCUACCCUCUCCCCCACACCUACGUCGUCAAAGACAUCGUCCCAGAUCUGACCCAAUUCUACAAGCAAUACAAAUCCAUCCAGCCCUACCUCCAACGCUCCACGCCUGCUCCGGAUGGAAAAGAAUACCGCCAGUCAAAGGAAGAGCGCAAGAAGUUGGACGGCAUGUACGAAUGCAUUCUCUGCGCCUGCUGCUCCACCUCCUGCCCCUCGUACUGGUGGAACAGCGAGGAAUACCUCGGUCCGGCCGUGCUCAUGCAGAGUUACCGCUGGAUCGCCGAUAGCAGAGAUGAGAAGAAGGAGGCGAGGAAGGCGCAGCUGGAUAAUAGUAUGAGUUUGUAUCGUUGCCAUACUAUCCUCAAUUGCUCGAGGACUUGUCCUAAGGGGUUGAAUCCUGGGUUGGCGAUUGCGGAGAUUAAGAAGGAGAUGGCGUUCUAG